Messenger RNA from Alternaria alternata, 1726 nucleotides. RefSeq lists its product as hypothetical. Bases 386 to 1561 code for a protein of 391 amino acids. The record is from RefSeq and is a predicted model, not a curated record. The transcript is spliced from 3 exons. Gene Ontology annotation, cellular component: endomembrane system. Lineage: Eukaryota; Fungi; Ascomycota; Dothideomycetes; Pleosporales; Pleosporaceae.
GAACUUUUGUUGGCCCUUGCCGCGAAUCCCGUAGUUCAGGGUCGUGCCUGCCCAUACAACACAGCCACAGAGCGCUCAAACCGUCAGCCCUGAUCCCCUUAGCCGAAUCUCACAUGCAAGUCCUGGAGAGGCCACAUUUUUUGUUUCGAACUCGGCAGCUUGGGGUGAAAGCGGAUAGCAAGAGCACCGGGAAAGGCUUCACUUUAUCUCUUGAGCCUGCUACCAUUGUGUCUCAUUUGUAGCGGUCAGACCGAUCGGGCCACGUUCCGUCUCUACAGCGGGCUCACGGCACUAGAACAUCUGGCUGCACAGGCCUGCAGCCUCCCUAUCACUUUGCUCCAAGACCCGCCAACUUUCCAGGCAACCUCCCGGAUCAACCCCAGCCAUGAGAUCUCACGCGUUGCUCGCAUUGGUCUUGUGCCUCUUUGCAGCAUUCGCCGCUGCCUGGACCAAAGAGGACCACGAAAUCUUCCGUAUCCGUGACGAAGUGGCCAAAGCAGACGGCGCCAAUGUCACCUUCUACGAUCUCCUCGGUGUCAAGCCCAGCGCCUCCCAAGACCAAUUGACCCAAGCCCUCCGCAAGAAGUCGCGCGAACUUCACCCGGACAAGGCCCGCAAGGUCUUUGUUGCCAACUAUGCUAAGAAGAACAACAAGAAGAAGCCAACCAACAAGGAAAUUGAGGCACACUUGAAGAAAGUCACCGCCGCCUACCAGCGUCUUUCCGUCGUUGGAAAGAUGCUCAAGGGCGCCGAGCGCGAGCGCUACGACCACUUCCUGAGGAACGGCUUCCCAGCAUGGAGGGGCUCUGGCUACUACUAUGAGCGCUUCCGUCCUGGCCUUGGCUCAGUCAUUGUCGGUCUACUCGCUGUGUUCGGUGGAGGCUUCCACUACUUCGCUCUGUUGAUGUCAUGGAAGCGUCGCAGGGAGUUUGCUGAGAGGUACAUUCGCCAGGCACGCAAGACUGCCUGGGGUGAUGAGAGUGGUCUUCAGGGCAUCCCUGGAGUCGACGAUACCGCCGCACCUGUCAACGCCGAACAGUUCGAGAAGGAUUCUGCCGAGGAUACACCAGAGGAGCUAGCCCCACGCAACCGUCGCGAGAGGCGCGCUAUGGAGAAGGACGCUCGCAAGCCAAAGAAGGCGCAAGCUGUGAAAAAGGCCCGCGCCGAUGGCAUCAGCACCCCCGUUGAGGCAGAGGUCAUCUCUGGUCCUCAAGGAGCCAAGAAGCGCAUCGUCGCUGAGAACGGCAAAGUCUUGGUCGUUGAUUCCGUUGGUAAUGUUUUCUUGGAAAUUGAGAACGAGGAUGGUAUGAAGGGUGAAUACUUGGUCGACCCUGAUGAGGAGCCUAAGCCUACUAUCUACGACACCCUCCUGUUCAAGCUGCCCAAGUUUGCUUACAACCAGUCAGUCGGACGUGUCCUUGGAAAGAAAGAGAUGAUUGACGCUCCAUUGCUUGAGACCUCUAAUCUAACCGAGGAGGAGGCCGCCAUCCAGAAUGCCACCGCGCCCAACCUUAACGGCGAGGCAAGGAAACGCAAGGCCAUGGCCAAGAAGGCAAGGUAACUGCUUGCGUGCGACAUAGCAUAUGCUGUAAUGUUACAAAAGUUUAGCAUCUAUGUUUGGUUGUUGGUAGACAAAAAGGGUACUGGACUAUGCAUGUGCGUGUAAGAUACAGAGAUAGACUACAAUAUGAGCCACGCAAUGCGAAGAGCUUUGAGCACUCGCACC